CAAACUUCUCCGACUCCGAAAAUUUGAACACACACUUGUUGGCUCAAACGCUAAAAUUCGCUUCGUGUAGUUUAUAUUCCAAAGGUUUCUAACUUGUAAUCAUUUUUUCAUAAUUAUCGAUAACUUCGAUAACUUAUCAUCAUUUAUUUUGAUUAUUUUGAAUGAAUGUAAUAAUCUGUCCAGGAAUAUCUACGGGUUUUUCGGAGAGCUGGUACAGUGAUAAGUAUACCUACAUAACUACAUUGCGCAGUUGAAACGUUUUACUAAUAUGAAAUCCUAGAAUAUUAUGAUUCGCUUACACAACGACUGGUGAAACCUGUAUAAUAAUUAGUAUGUGUAUGAUGUUCUUCAGUGUACACGAUGAUAGUUAAAGUAUUAUACGAUUUCGAUGGUCAGCCUGGAUCUGCCGAGUUAACGAUUAGAAGCGGAGAAGUACUCACUGUAACUAGACAAGAUAUCGGCGAAGGAUGGUGGGAAGGAACGGAUCAAAAAGGAAACACUGGUCUUUUUCCUGCUGCAUACGUUGAAGCAGCAGAUAAUCAAGAUUUUUGGGACGAUGAAUGGGACGAUGAUUCGGACGGAGGAGCUCCACCUUCUACGAUAGCCGAAUCUGUGACUAGUAGUAAACCAGCUUUACAUUCCAUCGGUAGUAAUGCCGAAGAUUCUUCAGCCAAACGAGCUCCUUCGGUUAAGGUGAAACCCAUAAACAAAUCAUCGUUCGCUAAAUCAGGCAGCGAUAGUUAUAUUACCGGUACCCUGCAGCUAUCAGUGCCUGAGAGUGAGAAAGUAUAUAUUUUAGAAAGCGAAUACGGUCUUAUAUGGAAUCCAGUCAACGAACCUUACGAUUGCGCUGUUGCUUCGCCUAAAAAAGAAUCUAAACUGAAAGGAUUGAAGAGUUUCAUCGUUUACCAAUUAACUCCUUCUUUCAAUAAUAUCCAAGUGUCUAGAAGAUACAAGCAUUUUGAUUGGCUGCAUGAAAGAUUGGAAGAGAAAUUCAGUCUGAUACCGAUCCCUCCAUUACCUGAUAAACAGAUCGCUGGAAGAUACGAAGAACAGUUCAUCGAGCACCGUAAAAACCAACUUCAAGCGUUCGUCGAUUGCGUUUGCAGACACCCUGUACUAUCUAAAUGUGGCGUUUGGCAACACUUUCUCACCUGUACCGAUGAAAAACGUUGGAAAGCUGGGAAACGGAAAGCAGAACGAGAUGAAUUGGUCGGAGCUAAUUAUUUCUUCGCCAUCGAAGCUCCUAACCGUCCUCUAGGGUCUUUUACAGCCGAACAGGAAACCGAGAGCUUUUCGAGGUAUAUUCACGGUAUGGACGUGGCGAUUAAAAAUCUAUCGAAUGUGGUCAACGACCAGGUGAAAAAAUGGCAGACAUUGUAUAAACGUGAAUAUCAAAGAAUUGGGCAUUCUUUUAUCGCCUACGGUCAAGCUUACGGAAUGGAAGAGCAAAGUGGAUAUUCUCGAGCUCACGUAAUGGAAGCCAUAAAGGAAACUGGCCAUUCGUAUAAUGAGGUCGGUAAACUAUUCGACGAGCAGCCAAAGCUCGAUUGGGAACCGUUGGGAGACAUGUUGCAUAUAUAUAAAGGAAUUAUAACCGCAUUUCCAGAUAUUUUAACCAUUCAUAAGGGAGCUUUACAAAAAAGACGCGAAUGCGAUAGACUCGCUGCCGAAAGUAAAAUGGACUCUCCUCAACUGCAAGAAGCCUCUAAACGAACUGAUAACGUAUCUUACGCUUUAUUGGCCGAAAUGAAUCAUUUCCACGCCGAACAGUUAUCCGAAAUAUCGAAAACCUUCAAAUCAUUUCUAACUCAGCAGAUCGCGUUCCAUAAAAAAAUCGUCGACCAGUUGGAAAAUGCUCUAAGUCGUUUCGAAUGAGGUGAUGUGUUAUAUUAAGCCUUUGUCUUAUCUGUAUGUAAGUGUGAAUAUCAUGUUUAUUUAUAUUCUUCGUCAGGUACCUAUGUAUUUUAUAUGACUGAGCGUGCAAAUUCUCUCUCUGACAGUAUUUAAGUCGAUUUUACGUACACAACAUGAUAAUUAUUUAUAAUAAUUCGAGUAUCUACAUAUUAAUCAGGUAGCUGGUCUAUCUAACGUAAUAAUAUUGAAAAGAAAAAAAUUCUGUGAUCUUCUGUGAUUCAAAUCAUUUAUAAUUAAGCAAUUUCUUUUUCCAAAAAUUCAUUUCCACUAAAAUUUUUUAUUUUUUUUAAAAAUAACGAGUAUUUAUUCCCGAUGAUUAUUCAUGACAAAUGUAAUCAGUAAGCCAUACAUUAGAAAGGAAAAAAAAGUAGCCUAGAAGAUUGAUUCCAUUUAUAUAUGUUUUUCAAUUAAACAUUUCGAAUGGACUGGACAUCCACACAUUCUAUAAUAAUAUCUUAAUAUGCAUACGCACUUGUAAAAAUAUAAAAUAUUCUCUAGUCAACCUAUUCAACUACACGUUUUUAUCGAUCCUUUUUUUUAAAAAAAAGGUCCACCUAUUUCAAUGUAUAGGUACAUGAAAAAAAAAAAAAAAACGUGUAUGUUUGUAUGUUUAUGUGAACUUUUAGUACUUUGUUUCAAAUGUAUCUCAGAAUUCAGGCGAAUGCUGUUGAUUUAUCGUAUUUUAUUAUCACUUGAUAUUUAAACACUUCUUUAAAUAGAAUAAAUUGUAUUCAAACUUUAA
Planococcus citri (citrus mealybug) is the source of this 2659-nucleotide messenger RNA. RefSeq names its product sorting nexin-9-like. The record is from RefSeq and is a predicted model, not a curated record. The transcript has 10 exons. Gene Ontology annotation, biological process: endosomal transport; plasma membrane tubulation; endocytosis. Gene Ontology annotation, molecular function: phosphatidylinositol binding; protein binding. Bases 361 to 1878 code for a protein of 505 amino acids. Gene Ontology annotation, cellular component: plasma membrane; cytoplasmic vesicle. NCBI's taxonomy places the organism in Eukaryota, Metazoa, Arthropoda, Insecta, Hemiptera, Pseudococcidae.